AUGGCCCUGGUGGCCCCCCGGCUGACGGUUGCGGCGAAGCUGCCAAGGUCACCAAAUGAAAGCUGCCAGCCAACCGCGGGGGUCUCACUGCUGAAUGUGGACGGGGCGGCCCUGGAGGAACCAGAGCGCCGCCACAUGCUGAUCAAAGACAGCAAAGACAGGUCACCGCGCCGCCGCCACCGCCGCAUGCCCACCCCGCCCUCCGACCGCAGACGCCUCGGCCGACUCCCCCCCAAAGAUGUCUUCAAUGACAUGAUGUUUGUGGUUGGGGGAUGGACCCGGGAUGACCCGUCCUGUUUGGUAGAACAGUUCUGUCCUGACUAUAAUGAGUGGAGAACAUCUGCUCGCAUGGUCAAUAAGCGAGGCAACGUGUCCGUGGGCACCCUGGAUGGUUUCAUCUACACCGUGGGUGGUGAAGACAACAUCCGAUGCUACAGCAGCGUGGAGAGGUACAACCCAGACACAGACAGCUGGAGCACAGAUGUAGCACCCUUGAGCAGCCCCCGCAGCGGAGUGUGUCUGGUGGCCAUGGAUCAAUACCUGUACGCUAUUGGAGGACACGACGGCAUCACCGCCAUAAAUACAGUGGAGAGGUAUGAUCCAAAAAUGAACACCUGGACCAAGCAGGCGGCGAUGCUGACCAGAAGAACCAAAGCGGUGGCUGCUGUGCUGGACGGUUACUUGUACGUGAUUGGAGGGAAUGAUGGAGAUACGGUUCUGAAUUCAGUGGAGCGGUACAACCCUGUAGACGGUACCUGGUCGAUAUGCGCCCACAUGCUGAGUCCCAGGGAGAACGCCGGCUGCACUGUGUACCUGGGACACAUCUACGUGGCCGGGGGCAAAGACGAGCUCAACCUGGAGCUCUGCGGCGCCGAGAGGUUCGACCCCGAGACCAUGAGGUGGACGCCGGUGAAACGCAUGAGGAGCAAGAGGGACAAUAUGUCCCUUGUAGUCUUCAACGGAGCGUUGCUGGCUGUGGGAGGAUCUGAUGGCACCACCAAUCUGAAAACAAUAGAAGCCUACAGCCAUGAAACCAACACGUGGAGACACUUUGGAAGCAUGAAGAGUAAGCAUCCAGGAGGGAGAGUGGCUGUGCUGUGCUGAGACUCAACAAUGUUCGUAUUAUAUGAACAGGACAGAAGUGUUGGAGAGAAAUAGCCUAAUGGAUGUAGGCUUCACGACACAUUGUGAUAUAGUUCAAGGCAAGGCAGCGUAAUGACUGAAUAAUUGAAGAGUUCACUCCAAAAUGAGACACGGCUGCAUUAGUUAAUGCCGACAACUGCUAUUGCAAAAUGACUGCAAAGCAUCAAAUUAAAGCACAUUAUAGGCUACCAGGUUACCAUUAAAGUAAUGGGUCUUUUUAUGAGUCUAGCUUACAAAGCUGUCGAAUUGAAUGGAGAUGAAUCAGCAGGAAGUAGAUCUCAGGAUGCAUUUAUAGCCAAUUUUGGAUCGACAGACUUCAAGAUACACACUGAAUGUGAUUAGGACAUAGAAUUAGAGAAUCACAAUGUCAGACAAGACAAAUUGAGCUAGUGUUUUAUGGGUUUUAUUUGUAGAUAUUACGAUUUAAUUCAUGACUGUGCUGUUUAAGUAUUCAUGUGGAGUAACAGGUCUGAGCCAAAAGGACUAAAGGAAGAUUGAUAUGGUUAAAAUGCAGGUAUUUGGUUAAAGAAAGUUCUGGAUUUGGAUGUAAAAUAUGCUCACGUUGUUGACGAGUUCUGGAUUAUGAAUGAGGCUUUCGAAGGUGACAGUUGAAGGAGCAAAAAGUGCCCUGAAUGUUUUAAAAAGUAACCUGCCUCCUGUCUGAAUUUCAUCUGUCAGUGUCUUUAAAAUGCUAAUCAUAUUUUGUGACUGGAUCAGCCUCGUGUGAAUAUUUGUGCUGUUAUCAUACUGUAAAUGACACACAGCCACAGAAACAACAAACUAUUCCAUCAUAUUUCAUCACUGGGCUUGUGUAAGCAUCCACCCGACAGGCAGGGCAUAAAACGCGCAACGGGCUGCGAAGGGAACAAAAUCAGAUUGAUUAAGUUGAGGAUAAAAAAAAAAAAAAAAAAGAAAUCUGUGGGAAUCGAGAUCCUCGGCGAGAUAAGCGAGUGAGUGAGAUCUGACUGCUGGCAUGGGAAAGCAUAAUUGGCUGUGUGGGCUUUAAAAUGAUGACGCUCAGAGCUCUUUCCCCUGGAGAAUAAUGGGCUGAAAUGUGGAGAGGCUGAGCACAAGGAACGCACACAGAGCAACACGGCUUUUCCAGAGACAACCACGAGCCAGCGGUGUCUCCCACUCGUGCCACUGUGCAUACAGAAUGAAUAUUUUUUUCAACUUGAGGGGGACAGUUGUGAGGCAAAUAGCAGAGGACAGAGCUGUUGCAGGUAUGUUUUAUAAAGAAAAACAACGAUAUUUAUGUAGUUUAUGUGUUGUGAGUAGAAGUUGCCAAGACUUUGCAUGUGCUGUGUGCUCCAUGAUUGAUGUUGGAUAUUGGGAAGUUAUGAGAAAAUGAAUAAAUAUCAUAUAUAUUUUGUGGA
This is a messenger RNA of Stegastes partitus (bicolor damselfish), 2519 nucleotides long. Its product is annotated as kelch-like protein 20. Gene Ontology annotation, molecular function: protein binding. The record is from RefSeq and is a predicted model, not a curated record. The transcript is spliced from 8 exons. Bases 1 to 1104 code for a protein of 367 amino acids. Lineage: Eukaryota; Metazoa; Chordata; Actinopteri; Pomacentridae.